CGCGCGCGGCUGAAGUGCGUGCAUGACCGCAGAUGCAUCUGAUCAUCAUCUGCGCGUCACCGACUCUGCUCUCCUCUCCAGGAGUCAGUUUGUGAAACUCAAGCCGUUAUGGGUCGGAAGGAGAUUCACUGCAGCUGGAAGAAAAGCACCAACAACAUCAAAGAGAUCUUUGAUUUCAAAGAAAUUCUGGGAUCGGGCUCGUUUUCUGUGGUCUACCUGGUGAGAGAGAGAAAGACUGGGAAUUUCUAUGCCCUGAAAUGUGUGAAGAAAAAACAGCUGCAUCACUCAAACUUGGAGAAUGAGAUCAAAGUGUUGAGGAGGAUAAAACAUAGUAAUGUUGUGGGGCUGGAAGAUUUCUACGAAACCAGAACACACUAUUACCUGGUCAUGGAACUGGUGUCAGGCGGAGAGCUGUUUGACCGUAUCCUGAAUCGAGGUUUUUAUACAGAGAAAGAUGCCAGUUUUGUGAUCAAACAGGUCCUGGAGGCUGUUUCCUACCUGCAUCAGAACAGCAUCGUCCACAGAGACCUGAAGCCUGAAAACCUGUUGUACUACAGUCCAGACAAGAACGCCAAGAUCAUGAUCAGUGACUUCGGUCUUUCUAAGAUGUCUGAUCACGACGUGAUGUCAACAGCCUGUGGAACGCCGGGAUACGUCGCUCCUGAAGUUCUGGCACAGAAACCGUACAGUAAAGCUGUCGACUGCUGGUCCAUCGGUGUCAUUACAUACAUCCUGUUGUGCGGCUACCCGCCAUUUUAUGAAGAGAAUGAAACACGUCUUUUCUCCAAAAUAAUGAAGGCAGAAUAUGCGUUUCACUCGCCGUACUGGGAUGACAUCUCUGAAUCAGCGAAAGACUUCAUCAAACACAUGCUGGAGAAAAACCCAAAUAAACGCUUCACCACAGAUCAAGCGCUCGCUCACCCAUGGAUCAUUGGAGACACGGCGCAGAAUGACAACAUUUAUCAGUCUGUGUGUGAACAGAUGCAGAAGAACUUUGCCAGAUCUAAAUGGAAGAAAGCCAUUAAUGCGACAGUAGUGGUGAGUCACAUGCGACGGCUUCAGCUUGCUCACACUGACCCAGCGGUUCCCGCGGUGCCGCCGCUCAUCGCGGUUCUGGAUGUGUCGUCGCCUGGACCGCCCUCUGACGAUCUCGACACCAAUGGGAACCCUUCCUGCAGUCACAUGGGCCUGGCACCUCACAGUGAUGUCAGCAGGGGGCGUGGCUCGCUCAAGGCCUGUAACAGCGAGCUGAUGCACACGCUGGUUGUCACGGAGACGGGACAACACGCAUAUCACUCAGAGUCCGAGCUGCCCCGCGCCGCUCACGGAUCAGAGAGAACGAUACUUGGUAUAGAUGGGUGUGGACGGUCCCUGCAGACUGGAGUCUGCUCUGUGAUGUAAUUAGCUGACUGUUGAUUGACAGCUGUCAGUCAAAUUAAACUGUCCUGCUGUUGUUGGAUGAUGAACAUGUUGUGUGAGUUUCUCUGGAGGUCCCACAACUGAAGGACUCGCUACCUGAAUUGAGAGUUACACGAGUGCCAACCACACACACACACAUUAACUCUCUCAUCUGAAUAUGUCAUUUUCAUGUUUUCAGGAGACUAUGAAUAUAAUUUCACUCAGGAAUUCAGUCUGAUGCAGCGGUGAGACCGUCUGCUGUUUAUUUUCAUAUUUCUGCUAUUUGUAUAUUCAUGUAGAGUAUUCAUAUUUGGGCUAAUCUUGGGAAGGCGUGCUGUGAUUGGUUCACAUGUGAUGUCGGAUCAUACUGUUUGUGCCACUGUUACACUGUAAGCGGCUGCAAAGACUGCAGGACUGAGUUUGAAUCAUAUUUUCUUUAUUGAAACAUAACGACUUGCACUCAUUGUUAUAAUCUUGAGAUGUUUAUGUGAUAUGAAUGUAGUCUUAUUAAAAUAAAAGUUAAUUUAGGGGCUUACUAAAAGUGUUAUGAUGCACACCUCUGCUGUAUACUACCAUGACACUGCUGUUUAUCUGUUUAAAUAAAGAGAUGUU
Molecule: messenger RNA, 2010 nt
Organism: Myxocyprinus asiaticus (Chinese sucker)
Lineage: Eukaryota; Metazoa; Chordata; Actinopteri; Cypriniformes; Catostomidae
Gene: camk1ga
Product: calcium/calmodulin-dependent protein kinase IGa
Exons: 13
Coding region: 109-1401 (430 amino acids)
Biological process (GO): peptidyl-serine phosphorylation
Cellular component (GO): intracellular anatomical structure
Molecular function (GO): ATP binding; calmodulin binding; calcium/calmodulin-dependent protein kinase activity
Source: RefSeq, a predicted model, not a curated record